UGCGCACACACACACACACAUUUACACACACAAAUACACACUACAGCGGAGCACAUUGUUCACACUGGACUGUCUGCUACAUCUAAUGCAAUCCAGGAAAAUCUCGAAAUAAACGAAAUCUCCCGGAGAGUGACUGUAUCCGGGGAAUCAGAGGUGUGGUGAGAGGUUGAAGAGGAGUGAAGGAAUGACUGAAUAUAAGCUGGUGGUGGUGGGUGCUGGAGGCGUGGGCAAGAGCGCUCUCACCAUCCAACUCAUCCAGAACCACUUUGUGGAUGAAUACGACCCCACUAUAGAGGACUCCUACAGGAAGCAGGUGGUGAUUGAUGGGGAGACGUGUCUCCUGGACAUCUUGGACACUGCAGGUCAGGAGGAGUACAGCGCCAUGAGGGAUCAGUACAUGAGGACAGGAGAGGGCUUCCUCUGUGUCUUUGCCAUCAAUAACACCAAGUCCUUUGAGGACAUUCAUCAGUACAGGGAACAGAUCAAACGGGUAAAGGACUCGGAUGACGUGCCCAUGGUGCUGGUGGGUAACAAAUGCGACCUCCCGGCCCGGACGGUGGACACACGGCAAGCGCAGGAGCUCGCGCGCAGCUACGGGAUCCCCUUCAUCGAGACCUCAGCCAAAACACGACAGGGUGUGGAGGACGCGUUUUACACGCUGGUGCGAGAGAUCCGUCAGCACAAGAUGAGGAAGCUGAACCCGCCGGACGAGAGCGGACAGGACUGCAUGAGCUGCCGCUGCGUCGUGUCGUGAUCCAGCUGACGGCGCGCGUCGGGAGAAGUUUACCCACGGUUCCGUGCGGCAGACUGGACCAGAGAGGCAAGAUGUAGCGUCUCAUCUGAAAGCGACUGUUAACGAAAGCGCUCCAGGCCUCCUGCGUAACGAACAUUAGCGGCAGGACCGGUGACCUCUCUGGACAUCCACGUCUGCCUGAUAAACACCACUAAUGACUUACCCCCUUCUCCUCUUGAUUUGUAACCCCAGUUUGAUAAUGCUGGGCGCCUCUGUGGAUGUCUGCUAAAUUAUUGUUCUUGAAGUCUCAACACUGGUCUGAAACGGACUCGGCACGUCACAUGACCUCAGCGUCACACACAAACCUUCCUCAGCUCCGACGGACAGACUGGACACUAGUGACCUCAUCCCACGACCCCCUCCCACUGCAGCCACACCUCACAGAAAGCAUAUAUAUAUAUAUAUGUAUGUAUGUAUGUAUACAUGUAUAUGUAUAUGUAUAUGUAUAUGUGUUCAUGUCUGUCGAAAAGAGCGGAAACUCUGUAGAAAUAAUCAGGAGGGGAGUUUUUUGCUUGAUGUGCAGGUUGUUUUAACAUAAUGUUUGUGGAAAUCAAACGGGAGAAUUAGUUCUGUGUGCUGGUAAAUGUGUAUGUUACGAAUGAGCGUUUCCAUUAGAAAAUUAAACAGGCUGACUGAACUUUCCAAAAUAAAAACUCUCAAGUAGUUUGAAGAAGCUUGUGUUUGUUUUGAAAUUCUGUCUGUGGAAAUCUUAUGAUAUUUAAAAGAGAGUUCCUAACAGUUACCUCAAUAAACGUAAAAAAAACCUUUACAAUGUAGAAACUAGUGCUGUCAAACGAUUAAUCGUGAUUAAUCGCAUUCAAAAUAAAAGUUU
This is a messenger RNA of Onychostoma macrolepis, 1625 nucleotides long. It is a transcript of the gene hrasa, whose product is annotated as HRas proto-oncogene, GTPase a. Gene Ontology annotation, cellular component: plasma membrane. The coding region runs from base 185 to 754 and encodes 189 amino acids. The transcript is spliced from 6 exons. Lineage: Eukaryota; Metazoa; Chordata; Actinopteri; Cypriniformes; Cyprinidae. The record is from RefSeq and is a predicted model, not a curated record. Gene Ontology annotation, molecular function: GDP binding; GTPase activity; GTP binding. Gene Ontology annotation, biological process: Ras protein signal transduction.